AUGUCGAGCGCGGACAUUGCUCCUAGUCCCCAAAGCGAGCCAGUGGGCUCCGCAGACUUGAAUGACGUCGAGGUUCCUCUUCCGCCAGUCAACCCACGUCCCGGUCCCUUUCUGGAGCCCACAACGCGCGCAGAGUAUCCUCCUCUGCCGGACGAUGUGGAGGAGAGCUGGUGCCACUAUUUCCUUGGUUGGCCCGAUAAUUCGAAGGUAUGGGCUCGACUCCGUGUCAUCGCCCGGAAGACGGGUUUGGUGGGCAGGCUGCCGCUGGCAAAUCCCCUUCAGGUGCAAAGCCAUCUGUGGAGACGUGUACUUCAAUAUCCACACAUCUGGGUUAUAUCCGACCUCGAGGUGCCGGAGGUUUACCACAACGACUCCCGCAAGCUCCUCUCUCGCGAGGAUACGAGGACGAAUAUCGUGGCCAUUUCUGCGACGCAUCAUACCUAUCUCAAUGGUUGUCGUCCUACCGAGGCUCAGUAUCGCUUCCUCGUCGAUCUUUUUGGAGAAGAGCCUGUAUGGUACAAGGACAGGCACCCCAAGUGGGUGUGGGAGCCUGAUAGCACCGGCCGCGGUCGUCUGUUGGAAUCGGGCAUUGUCUGCCCCACCUGCUUUCGUCAAGGACAAGACGGUCCCGAGAACGCGUGGUUUUUGCAACAGGACGAUCUCACCGCCACGCGAGGGUAA
This is a messenger RNA of Trametes versicolor FP-101664 SS1, 681 nucleotides long. RefSeq lists its product as uncharacterized. Lineage: Eukaryota; Fungi; Basidiomycota; Agaricomycetes; Polyporales; Polyporaceae. The record is from RefSeq and is a predicted model, not a curated record. Bases 1 to 681 code for a protein of 226 amino acids. The transcript has 3 exons.